Messenger RNA from Aureobasidium melanogenum CBS 110374, 972 nucleotides. RefSeq names its product inosine guanosine and. The transcript is spliced from 5 exons. The record is from RefSeq and is a predicted model, not a curated record. Gene Ontology annotation, biological process: nucleoside metabolic process. NCBI's taxonomy places the organism in Eukaryota, Fungi, Ascomycota, Dothideomycetes, Dothideales, Saccotheciaceae. Gene Ontology annotation, molecular function: purine-nucleoside phosphorylase activity. Gene Ontology annotation, cellular component: cytoplasm. Bases 1 to 972 code for a protein of 323 amino acids.
AUGGCAGCGGUAAAUGAUCAUUUGCCAUCCUCAAAGCCUUCUUCGGAGGCCUAUCAGCGGGCAUCUAGUUCAGCAGACUUCAUCAAGUCCAAACUACCAUCACACCUACAGAACCCCCGUGUGGCCAUCGUCUGCGGUUCUGGUCUUGGAGGCAUUGCAGACACUGUGGCUACUGAUAAUAAGCUGGAGAUCGAUUAUCAUGACAUUCCAAACUUCCCAAAGACUACUGUUCAAGGACAUGCUGGUAAGCUCGUGGUUGGCACUAUGGGAGACACCAAGGUCCCCGUGGUCUUGUUGGUCGGCAGAGCACAUUUCUAUGAAGGUCACACUAUGGAGCUCGUGACUUUCGCGACGAGAGUCUGCAAAGUGCUCGGUGUCGAGACCAUGAUCGUGACCAAUGCUGCUGGUGGACUGAACCCAGAUUACAGCGUGGGAGACAUUGUCUGCCUCAACGAUCAUCUGAAUAUGGCUGGACUGGUUGGCUUCCAUCCUCUUCGUGGACCCAACGCUGAUGAUUUUGGUGUACGCUUCCCUCCUCUGUCUGAUGCAUAUGAUCUGGGCUUGCGCCAAAAGGCUCAUCAGACAUGGCAAAAAGUGCGCCCAGCCGACGCCAAGCGCAAACUGCAUGAAGGUGUAUAUGCCUUUGUUGCCGGUCCAACAUACGAGACAAGAGCAGAGUGUCGUAUGCUACAUCAGCUAGGUGCCGACGUGGUCGGUAUGUCAACCGUGCCUGAGAUUAUUGUUGCCAGACACAGUGGCAUCAAGAUCCUUGCGUUCAGCCUGGUGACUAACAAUGCUGUGCUGCAACCUGUACCUCGUGGUGAUGAUGCUGCUCUGAGCUCCAUGUCACCACAAGAGCUCGUGGAUCAUUUGGGCAAGGGCAAAGCCAACCAUGAGGAAGUGAUCGAGGCUGGUAGGGAAGCCGCAAAGGAUAUGCAGACACUGGUAUACAGCAUCGUGUCGGACCUGUAA